AUGGCAAACGGUCGCUCUUCUCAGGAUGAACGCAAGCUCGAGGGCGGGAGCCAGGCUCCCCCCCCCGAGCCAGGUUUGUGGAUUGGAUUGAGUUCCAGCGUCAUCCUGUUCAACAAGUGGGUUCUGUCCGCUGCCAAAUUCAACUUCCCCCUCUUCCUCACAACAUGGCACAUGGUGUUCGCGACCUUGGUGACCCAGAUCAUGGCCCGCACCACCAACCUCUUGGACUCCCGCCACAAGGUCCCGAUGAACGCUAGCACGUAUAGCCGCGCUAUCGUCCCCAUCGGCAUCAUGUUCAGUUUGUCUCUGAUUUGCGGUAAUCUUGCCUACCUCUACCUCAGCGUUUCCUUCAUCCAGAUGCUGAAGGCCACCAACGCUGUCGUGACCCUCUUCGCCACCUGGGCUUUCGGAAUUGCCCCGGCCAACUACAAGCAGCUGGGCAAUGUUACCGUCAUUGUCAUUGGUGUCGUUAUUGCCUCCUUCGGCGAGAUCAAGUUCGACAUGCUUGGUUUCCUGAUCCAGGUCUCUGGUAUCAUCUUCGAGGCCCUCCGUCUGGUUAUGGUUCAGCGCCUCCUCAGCUCCGCUGAGUUCAAGAUGGAUGCCAUCGUCUCUCUCUACUACUACGCCCCGGCCUGUGCUGCCAUUAACGGUGUCGUCACUCUCUUUACUGACGUUCCCCGCAUGACUAUGGGUGACAUCUACGGUGUCGGCCUCAUGACCCUUGUUGCUAAUGCCAUGGUUGCUUUCCUCCUUAACGUUUCCGUUGUUCUUCUUAUCGGCAAGACCUCUGCCGUUGUUCUGACUAUGGCGGGUAUCCUGAAGGAUAUCCUGCUGGUUGCUGCCUCCAUGAUCAUUUUCCGGGACCCUGUCACUGCUCAGCAGUUCUUCGGUUACUCUAUCGCUCUGGGAGGUCUCACCUACUACAAGCUUGGAGCUGAGAAGAUCCACAACUUGGCUACCGAUGUCCGUCUCCAGAUUGGCGAGUACCGUCGCACCAACCCUGCUUUGGCCAAGACUAUUGCCAUCGGUGCCGUCGUCAGCGUCAUCUUGCUUGUCCUGUACAACGGCGCCCCCGCUCCCAAAUUGACUACCUAA
This is a messenger RNA of Penicillium chermesinum, 1095 nucleotides long. Its product is annotated as sugar phosphate/phosphate translocator. Gene Ontology annotation, molecular function: antiporter activity. The record is from RefSeq and is a predicted model, not a curated record. The coding region runs from base 1 to 1095 and encodes 364 amino acids. Gene Ontology annotation, cellular component: endosome; Golgi apparatus; trans-Golgi network. The transcript is spliced from 6 exons. Lineage: Eukaryota; Fungi; Ascomycota; Eurotiomycetes; Eurotiales; Aspergillaceae.